AUGUAUGUUUUGAUUAUCACGACGAUUUUCACGGGUCUGUCGACUUUGAUAGUUGCCCUCCGACUAUACACUCGAUUUCACCUGAUCAAGUCUCCCGGUGUGGAUGAUUUGCUCAUAGUGAUAGCAUUGGUAUGUGUUAGGAAUACUCUUUCUGACCUCAUAUUCUACGCCUUCGUGCUCGUUGAACGGAAUUAUGGCCUCGGUGUUCCCAGAUCCCAAUUGGCCCCAGAGACCAUCGAGGGUCAACUACAUUACCUCUGGCUUUCAGUUCCAUUCUACAACCUCGCUCUCAUUUUCGCCAAACUCUCCGCCCUAACCCUCUUCGUUCGCCUCUUCCGCCCGCGUCCUUUCUUACUCACCUGCUACAUCUCGAUGGGACUCCUCGUCAUUGCAGGAUUAUGGAUGACUUUGAGUGGUUUCAUCUUCUGUGUUCCCGUUCAUGACUUCUGGAACGUAUUGGAAGAGACUCGCAGUCGGCAUUGCCUACCUGAAGGUCCUGUCUGGUUCACCAAUGCAGGGAUCCAGAUUGCUACAGACCUGAUAAUCUUGGUUUUGCCCAUGCCGCUUUUGUGGAAGCUGCAGAUGCCCAGGAGACAAAAGUGGGGGAUUAUGCUUGUCUUUAGCCUUGGCAUCUUUGUGAUUGCUACCAGCUCUGUCCGGUUAUAUCAAUUGAGCAUUAUGAUCACCGCGCGUGACUUUACUAAAACCAACUCCAAAGCCGGCGUCUGGUCUUCACUUGAAGCGAACAUCUCCAUAAUCUGCGUCUGCCUACCACCACUCCACCCACUCCUCUCUCGUGUCUUCUCAUUGUGUUUCCUCCCUCAACCUCUCCACUCCUCACCAGCCUCAAGGCUCCAUACCAACACAACGCAAUUAACGGAGCGCAAACCCUCCAUCUAUGACCACUACGGCAGCAAUCAUAGCCCCGACGGGGGUGUUUGGUACAAUGAGCUCUUCACACCUGGGCCAGCUAGUUACUCUGCUAGCAUUGCCAAAGUGAACACAAAUGAGGAAGACCUCACCUGCAGUAAUGAAGACGGUAUCCGGGUCGUGAGGGAGUUGAGGAUGCAGUCUGAUUCUGUUUGCCCUACUCCGGCGCUUCGGGACCCUUCUCCCCAUGCUCGCGAUUAUGAUCUGGAGAAAGGUGAGGGUUCCUCGAACAGUAUUGCUGGUAAUGGGAACACUCGCUCGAACCCGAGUAUUGAGUGGGAUUUGGGCGAUUUCCAGUUUCCGGAUUAUAAGGAGAGGAUGAAUGCUCCUAUUUGA
Penicillium soppii is the source of this 1266-nucleotide messenger RNA. RefSeq lists its product as uncharacterized. The record is from RefSeq and is a predicted model, not a curated record. The coding region runs from base 1 to 1266 and encodes 421 amino acids. Lineage: Eukaryota; Fungi; Ascomycota; Eurotiomycetes; Eurotiales; Aspergillaceae. The transcript is spliced from 6 exons.